Messenger RNA from Hylaeus volcanicus, 2286 nucleotides. RefSeq lists its product as uncharacterized. NCBI's taxonomy places the organism in Eukaryota, Metazoa, Arthropoda, Insecta, Hymenoptera, Colletidae. The coding region runs from base 334 to 2286 and encodes 650 amino acids. The transcript is spliced from 12 exons. The record is from RefSeq and is a predicted model, not a curated record.
UUACCAUGUCAGGCCUUCAGUAUCAUUUCCGCUAAUUAUGAACAUGCAUCUCCAUUCGAUCUUUCUUUUUUUGAAUCCCAAGCGUUUUGUUUAAAAGGUGAAUCCAUUCGUUUACAGAAUCCAUUUUUUUUGCCCUGUUGUUCUCUUCUUGUCUUGAGCAUUACUGGAGAACUUUGGUAUUGCUUUAUACGUCCCCAAGCAACACAAGAAAAUUCUAGCAAAGUUAAAAAAUUGUCAAAGUCCAAUAGUUUACUGGUAAACUAUAGGAUUUCAGUCUAUACUAUUCAAAGUAAUUGUUUGUCGGGAAUACUUAAAGAUCGUUCACUUAUCUCAAUGCCAUUGCACUCCAAUCAAAAAGAAACAUGCCAUCGCUUUGCCUCCAUGGCUGCAGAGGACUCAAGACGAGUUUGCUGUAUGAUUGACGAACAUAAGUACAUUUCCUGCUUAUACUUGGAGCUUCAUUCUGACGGCAUCGUUUCUAUUGGAUACAUUUCUGAGGAUAUUAGUACAGCAAGCGCAUACAAGAAAAACAAUUUGAAUUUAAACGACUUGACAGAUCAAACCAAGGAUUCUGUUCAAGCCGUUCAAAAUUGUCACUUUUUUGAUACAUUGGAAUUUUCAAAAAAAAACACUCUUUUAUUUUCCCCCCAUUCAUUAACAGCAACUCAAGAAUAUUUUGUUCAAUCUACAAAACAAAAACUUUUUUAUGAAAACAUGCCUCUGCCCAAAUUUUCUUAUACUGUUUGGCUCCCCCUUCACAUAUAUCCACCUAUCGUUUUAGCAGUUGAAAAAGACUCAAAUAGCUUGCUGUGUUUUGAGUUGAUGAUUCCUUAUGCUGCUAAUUCACCUUAUUUCCGUUUAAUUCCGUUCACUGGAAAUUUUCCUUCUUCAUUUGUACAAACAAAUUAUUUCAUGCAAGGUCACCCGCAAACACCUAAAAAUUUUCUUUCUUCCAUACAUCAAGUCCAUGUGGUUCCAUUACAAGAGAAUCGCUGUCUUAUUUUUUUAUUGAUUCAUUUAAAAACACAUGAGUCUAACUUCAACACCAUGGAUUCAUCUGAGUAUCAUCUUAUCCUUUUCAUUUGUUCUACAGUUAUAAAGAAUGGCAUUACGGAGAGUUUAUUACUUGAAAAACUUUUCGAUGGAUUUCUGACAUGUUUGUCCUCAUUACCAUCGACACUUUUAAAAACCAAUGUUACUCCAUCCUUUCCAAUUGAUUCAAAUCACUUGUUAGUGGUACCAAGUGUCACGAUUUGGGAUACGGUGAUUCCCAACAACGACUCGCUUUUCACUUGUUUUGCUACGUAUCCUAUCUUGGAUGGCUUUCCUUCCCCAGACCAUAUAACGCAUGAUCCUUAUGUUGGAAUUUAUCAAAUUCAUGAUUCGGUUGCGUCAGUUUUAGCUUAUGCGAAUUUGGAGAAUUCCGAGUUUGAAACAUUUCACACUGUCAUGGCACUCUGUCUUUCAAAAGACACUUUGGUGAUUUUAACAGCCCAAAGGCAUCUUUUGUUUUAUAAUUUGCUCGAAUUUCAGCCUUUUCGUCAUCUCCCCAGUUCAUCUAUAGAUCUAUUGUUGCAUCAAAUGGGAACGUCGCUUGAUGGUGAUCGACUCUCAAGAAAGGAUUAUUACUUUAUAAAAUGUUCACAGACAAUUAAUUUAAACGACCAUUUUCUUAAUAGUGUUAAUUUUUUAUCCUUGAAAUAUCAAGAACCCGUUUUAAAAGAAACCCCUUCUUCAUCAUCUUUUCAACCUCUUUCUUUCGGGAAAAAAAAAUCACUCGACAAUAAAAAAAAUACGCGGCUCGUAAACGAAACGUCUUCCGAUUCACUUUUUCUGCACACUACUCCACAUUUAGGCCGUUCAAGUUUAUUAAAAAUUCGCAGUUUCCAUCUUACACUUCUUCUUCUCGUUUCACUUGAGUUACCACUUUCUGAUGAAAAAACAGCCACUAUACCUUUUAUCUUUAUACGCCACGUCAAUCGUUUAAAGAAGAAAUGGAUACCGUAUUAUCAACUUUCUCCAAAUGUAGAGAAAACAAAAAAUCCAGUUUUUCUUCCCGGUACAGUUGCCUGGAAUUCUCAAUAUUCUCUUUCUCUUUUUAUACGACCCAUAGAUUUCAGCCCUCAUUCUAAUACAAAUAACGAACCUCUUCCACUUUUACAUUUACAAGUUCAAGAUGUCAGCGAUUCCCAAAUGCCUCCCAUACCUUUAUGGAAACAUCCACUGAAUCAAAUGCAGAAUCUUUUUCAAAAUAUAGCCCUAGAGCACAGUUGGAUUUUUCCUUGA